Messenger RNA from Vespa mandarinia (Asian giant hornet), 2988 nucleotides. Its product is annotated as serine/threonine-protein kinase 32A. Gene Ontology annotation, molecular function: ATP binding; G protein-coupled receptor binding; G protein-coupled receptor kinase activity. The record is from RefSeq and is a predicted model, not a curated record. Gene Ontology annotation, biological process: regulation of signal transduction; G protein-coupled receptor signaling pathway; protein phosphorylation. Lineage: Eukaryota; Metazoa; Arthropoda; Insecta; Hymenoptera; Vespidae.
CACGCACACGAGUAGGAGGACGCCGUUGGAAGCGCGUUACAUUGAACCAUCCAACGGAGAGCGGACACUCGUACGGCGACCGCGAACGUGAUAACUCCUUUCCUGUUCCUGUUUCUUCCCAAAGGAACACGAAGAAUAAUUCUUUUUGAACUUUCGACGAAAGUGUUCAUUUUCUUGAACAAAACUUCACAAUAUCACGUGGGAACAUUCCGGCACAUCGAUUAUUUUUUUCAAGAGGAUUUGGAGCAUCAGAAACGAAGCUGAUGAUCGGUGUUUCCAACUAAAAUUGACAUACAAGAGCGUCCCUAAUUAACAUACCAAUCGGUACCUUCAACGACUAUAGAGAAAGAGAGAGAGAGAGAGAAGGAGGGGAAGGGAUUAAAUCCACAAACAAGGGAAACAUAUAUCAAUGACAAGCGGAAGAUCAUCGAUACAUAGGUCGACCCGAUGUACUUCGAAAUCCAUUGGCCGAGAUCCAAUGAAGAAUUCAGUGUGGGAAAAUGUGGAAGUAUGAAACUUCCGAGUGGAUUUCCAGUUUAUACGGGCCACCACCACUCGUGUCACGUUUCGAGAGUCAUUAAGGAAAAAAAAUGGGAGCCAACCAAUCGAACAGAAGCGUACCUACUCCAGGAGAAGAAGGUUUGCAUAGUGCAAAAGAGAGACCGUACAGGCAACAUGUAUGCGAUGAAAUACGUCCACAAAGGAGAAUGUGCGGAGAGAGGAGCAUUAAAAAAUGUCGCGAGAGAGGUCGAAAUUCUUUCCAAAUUGGAACAUCCGUGUCUGGUGAAUCUGUGGUUCAGUUUCCAAGACGAAGAGGACCUGUUUAUGGUAUCGGAUUUGUUGUUGGGUGGCGACUUGCGGUAUCACAUACAACAGAAAAUCGAAUUCUCCGAGGAAAGCAUAGUUCUUUUCGUCGCAGAGAUCGCUCUCGCUCUCGACUAUCUACAAAGUCAUAAGAUUGUUCACAGAGACAUCAAACCUGACAAUAUCCUGUUGGACGAGGAGGGGCAUGCACGCGUGACGGACUUCAAUAUUGCCACUGAAUUGGAGGAUGGACAAUUGGCAACUUCGAUGUCAGGCACGAAGCCGUACAUAGCGCCAGAGAUUUACAUGUGCUCGUGCGAGGAAUACGGUGUCCUUGGCUAUGGAUUUGCCGUCGAUUGGUGGAGUUUGGGAAUUCUCGCUUGGGAGACUUUGGCCGGUGAACGUCCUUAUCCUCUUCACUCAACGACUUCUUACAGAGAGGCUCUGAGGAUUUUGCAGGAAGAAAGGGGAAAGCCAUCUCACUGGAGUUCUGCAAUAUGCGACCUCUUAGACAGAUUGUUAACUUUAGCACCAGGUGCUAGGGUCUCGACUUUAAAGGAACUCAAGCAGAUUGCAGUGAUAAGAAGUUUGGACUUUGAUAAAAUAUUGAACAAACAGAUAAAACCACCCUUUGCGCCACCAAAGGAUCAUCUCAAUUGCGAUCCCACGUUCGAACUCGAGGAGAUGAUUAUCGAGGCGAAGCCAUUGCAUAAGAAAAAAAAACGUUUGACCAAACAAAGAUCCAUCAGAGCCGAAUCGACGGCAGACGAUGCUGUGAAAUUUGCGGAAGGUGACGGUGUGGAUCUAAGAAGAUUGGCCUUUAUCCCAGAAUAUCGCGUGUACAAUCGUGAAAGAGAAAUGGAGAGAUUGGAGAGGGAACGAAAGGAGAAACAAUGGGAGGAGGAACUGAACACUGCCAUGAUGGGUGCCGAUGAGACGCCAAACAGGAGAGAAGAACAGCAACAGCAAGAGCAACAGCAACGCCAACAGCAACAACAACAGAAAGCACAGAAAAGUGGGAACAGAUUGAACGUCUCGAACGUGAAAGCUCGAAUCAGUGUUUCUCCUAGACUUAAUCGAAGGGCGAGCACUGCGACGUCCUCCGACAUCGAUUACAUCGAUGCCAGCCCUGAACCAUCUACAUCUUAAUUAACUCAAUCAUUUUUUACAGGAAUCUUAGAAAACAACAGUGUCUAUAAGAUAUAAAUCGUGUUUGAUCGGUCGAUCACAUAACAAUUACCAUUAUCGAUCAAUAUAUUCCAUAGCUUUGCGUAAAGAUGAUCGUGCAAAAAACGCUGUAAUAUUAAUUUAAAGUAGAUACUGAUUAGGUUUGCAUUUUGAAUAGUAGAUCUUUUAGAGAAAAUAAAUAAUAGGGAUCAUUAGUAGAGACGGCGAAAGAUUAUGAAAGAUGUUUAUAGAAUCGAUCCACACGUUAUAUACGCCAAGUGGAAAAGAUUUCUUUUAGAAUUUAUUUAAUGAAACGAUUGAAUCUCGUGUAAAUACACUUUGCCGAUUCAUCGUUUCCUUUCCAAAAAGUUCCUUAUUAUUUAUAGUUUAACAUUACUACGUCGCAUUGUUAGAAAAUUCCUCGAGUACAUUGCUAGAAAUAACAAACAAAAUCAUUUUCACUAAAAGAUAUCACGUUUGUAAAAGGUAAAUGCGAUUCGUGAUAUGAGAGAUAUGGCAGACAGGAUUCGUAAAGCGAGAUCGGAACGGAAGAAAAAUCUCCGCUCUCUUCUAUAAUUGGAAUUGAUGGAUCGAAUGCAGACCACGUUUUGUCCGAGAAUCGUCAAGUAAUCGAUAAGAACGGCGCCUAGUCGACUAAACGAAACAACACAAAGAAUCUUUUCUCGAUUUUCUACGUCCACUUGCGUUCACAAAACGCUCCGCCGUUUUAUAAACGUACAAAUUAUAAAAAUCCUUUAACAAUAAUCAACGUACGUUUUGAAUGAUAAUACUUUUUACUCUUUUCAAAUUUUUUUAAACACAAUUAUUAUUUUUCUUUCUCUCCGAGUAUUUAUACAUUUAUCAAGCUUAUUUCUAGUCAAAAUUGCAAAAUACAUAUGUAUGUAAAGUAUGUAUAAAAUAGAUUGCUGUCGUUAAUAAUUACGUUGAAUUAUUCAUCAUUGUAUAUAAAUGCAUACGUAUAAAAUAGGGGUAAAAAAUAUAAUGUGUUAUAACAAU